AUGGCGCCUGCACCGUCUGCGUUUGUUUCCAAGUUGAGAAAGCAUUUGAAAAGUAGAAGGCUCAGUUCCAUCAAACAGGUAGGCAACGAUCGUAUUCUUGUAUUUCAGUUUUCAGAUGGCGAAUAUUACCUCGUUUUCGAAUUCUUCUCGGCUGGUAAUGUCCUUUUGUUGGACAAGGAGCGGAAGAUCCUUGCACUCCAGAGACUCGUUAAAGACUUGGGUCCUGACCAUGCCACAUAUGCCAUCAAUGAACCUUAUCGCGCAUUUGAUGAGCUGUUGUUCACAGAGUCUCAGCUGAAUGCUCAAGAAGAGUCCCCAGAUUUCGUAGAACUGGACGUUCUUGCCUGGGUAGCAGCUCAUAAAGAAAAGCUCAACGAGACCGGUGAGAAAAGCAAAAAGGUCUUCUCGAUUCACAAGCUUUUGUUUAUCAACGCGAGCUACCUUUCCAACGAUUUGCUUCUCAAGACUUUGGCAGACAGUCCUGUAGACCACACUCGCAGUUGCAUAGAUCUUGAAUCAGAUUCUUCUGCCUUGUCAGAGACACUCCAAGCCCUCAAUGACACUAAGAAAGCGUACUUUUCUCUACUCCAAUCAAGUCGUAAUGGUAAAGCCGUUGGCUUCAUUGUCGAGAAGAAGAAUCCAUUGCAUAAGCCUGAUGAUAAAGACUCAUUGGAGUUCGUUUACGAUGAAUUUCAUCCAUUCAAGCCAUACAAGAAAACAGAUGGUUUCCGCUUUCAGCCUGUUGAGGGUUAUAAUAAGACCAUAGACCAAUUCUUUUCUACCAUUGAAUCUACCAAGCACUCAUUGCGUAUUGAACAACAAAAACAGCAUGCUCAGAAACGUUUAGACAACGCCAAAAACGAGAGAGAUCGCCAAAUCGAACGUCUUGUUAAUCAACAAGAAGCAAAUGAGAAAAAGGGUGAGGCUAUCCUACAUCACGCUGAAACCGUGGAGGCAUGCUCCGAGUAUGUCAAUGAGAUGGUCAAGAAACAAAUGGACUGGACGGAUAUUGAGAAUGUAAUUAGAUUUGAUGCGGAGAAGAAUCGCAUGGAGGCUCUCACCAUAAGAUUGCCUUUGCGACUUGAAGAAAAUCUUAUCAAGCUCUCUCUUCGAGAUCCUGCUCACAUCGCCGAUGAGGAUAUUCUGAGCGAUGAAACAAACUCUGAUACCUCCUCCAGCUCGGAAUCAGAGUCGGAAAGUGAUGCAUCGGACUCUGAUUAUGACUCCGAUGACUCUCUCGUUAAAAAGCCAGUAAAAACAAAGGCUAAGAAGGCGCGCAAGCCAGAGAUCCCUACCCUCAAUGUUGACAUUGAUUUGGGACAAUCUGCCUUUGCCAAUGCUAGUCUCUAUUUUGGACAAAAGAAAGAGGCAUCUAGCAAACAAGCUAAAGUCGAGAAAAAUUCUGACAUGGCCAUGAAGAACGCCGAGAAGAGAGUGGAACGUGAUUUAGCAAAGAAAUUGAAGAAUGAAACCGAUGCGUUGAAAAGUAUUCGCCACAAGUAUUGGUUUGAAAAAUUCUUCUGGUUUGUUUCAAGUGAAGGCUACUUGUGCAUUGCCGGGCGCGAUGAAAUCCAAGUUGACAUGAUUUACUACCGUCACUUCAACGAUGAUUCAUAUUUCGUGACCUCUGAUAUAGAGGGGUCUCUCAAGGUUUUUAUUUUAAAUCCAUUCCCACAUGAGGAUAUCUCACCUACUACCUUGUUCCAAGCGGGAGUGUUUGCUCUCUCAACUUCUGUUGCUUGGAACUCAAAAGCAAGUUCAUCUGCAUGGUGGCUCAAAGGAAAAGAUGUUACCAAAAAGGAAUUUGAUGGGUCCUUACUAGGACCUGGAAGGCUCAACUACAAAGCCGAUAAGAACUUCAUGCCGCCUGCUCAAUUGGUUAUGGGCCUUGGAUUGUACUGGUUAGGAGACGAGGAAACGGCAAAAAGGCACACGGAUACUCGUGUAAGUCGCCAGGAGGAGCAUGGCUUGAAGGUUAAAGUUGAUAGGAAGAAAGCUGAUUUGGAAGGCAUCGACUUAGAAAAGCUAAUGCUGUCAAAAUCUACCAAAACAGACUCCCAGACGGAUGCUGCAGGCACAGAAACUCCAAAAUCGGACGAUGGAAGUGAAGCACAAAGUUCUGCUGCGACCGAUCAAGAGCCAACAAGUUUCGAUCCUCUUCUGGGAAUCGUACAAACCAAAAACGUACGUGGAAAAAAGGGAAAGCUUAAGAAACAAAAGGCAAAGUAUGGUGAUCAAGAUGAUGAAGAAAGAAGAUUGAGAAUUGAAGCAUUAGGAACCUUAAAGCAAAUCGAAGCAUUACAAAAACAAAAAGCCGAAGAACAGCAAAAACAGGCAGAGGCUACAAAGAACAAGUACAAUCAAGCCCGGUCUGCGGAACAGCGUGAUCGGAAAGCUGAAGAACGUGAGCUUCAAAAGUACUUCGAAGACGACGAAGAUGUUUUUGAUGAGUCGUACUUGGCCAUGCUCGAUUCGCUCAUUGCCAAACCAUCAAAGACAGACAGCAUUGCUACAGCCGUUCCUGUUUUCGCACCCUGGUCUGCAUUAGCCAAGUUCAAGUAUAAGGUCAAGGUGCAGCCAGGAAUGGGCAAAAAGGGAAAAAGUAUUAGUGAGGCAUACAAUUUUUUCUCGAAGAGAAAGGUGGACAACUCCAGAGAGGAUGCCGAUGAGGAUUGGCCUGAGGAGCAUGCUAUUAUCAGUACAUUGGCUGCCAACGACGCUAUUGGUCUCAUUACUGUUGGAAAAUUAAAGAUGAUGUUACCUGCACUGAACCAGAGCAGUAACGGCAAAAAAGGACCCAAAAAGGGAAAGAGAUGA
Molecule: messenger RNA, 2817 nt
Organism: Australozyma saopauloensis
Lineage: Eukaryota; Fungi; Ascomycota; Pichiomycetes; Serinales; Metschnikowiaceae
Exons: 1
Coding region: 1-2817 (938 amino acids)
Biological process (GO): rescue of stalled cytosolic ribosome; ribosome-associated ubiquitin-dependent protein catabolic process
Cellular component (GO): RQC complex
Molecular function (GO): tRNA binding; ribosomal large subunit binding
Source: RefSeq, a predicted model, not a curated record